Molecule: messenger RNA, 822 nt
Organism: Amphimedon queenslandica
Lineage: Eukaryota; Metazoa; Porifera; Demospongiae; Haplosclerida; Niphatidae
Product: neurotrypsin-like
Exons: 6
Biological process (GO): peptidyl-lysine oxidation
Cellular component (GO): membrane
Molecular function (GO): protein-lysine 6-oxidase activity
Source: RefSeq, a predicted model, not a curated record
GCGGUGUCUCCUCCUAAAUGUCAGCAAUGCUAUCUCAUAUUUACCUUCUUCUCUUUACUUCUCUUCUACUAACUAACAGAGACACAGUACAAGGUCAAUACGACGGCGCUCUUAGGCUUUGGAGGAACGGCCAAACAUCUUUAGCUUAUACUUUUGGUAGAGUACAAGUGUAUUUAAAAGGACAGUGCGGUAACGUGUGCUGGAACUCCAAUGCCGACUCUGUUUUUACUAAACAAGAAGCUGACGUGACCUGUAGGAACUUGGGCUACAUUGGAUCCUCGUACUACUCAACAUCUAGCAACGACAAUUAUGGUGUGGAUCCUAGUCCUACUCUCAUGUAUAGAGUGCACUGUCCAUCGACUGAUAAUAGAUUAUUACUGAUGAGCUGCUCUCAUGAUACAGACACUAUCAGCUCACACUGCACUGAUGCCAAUGAUGUUGGUGUACUAUGCUAUUCUAGCAGAAUAUGGUUUGAUCCGUAUCCUGGUAUGGUGAGACUAUCAGGUGGUGAUUAUAUUAAUGAGGGCCUUGUUGAGGUAUAUUAUAAUGGUGUCUGGGGUAAGGUGUGCAACCUACUGUCUCAUGAUGCUAAUACUAUAUGCAAGCAGUUGGGGUACACCUCUUCUCCACUGAAUGCCACUGUAGUUGGUUUGCCUAGUCAAGUCCAUUGGUACAAUUCAUUGCAGUGUUCUUCAUUGAGUGAUUGUGUUCAUGAGUGUUCAUCACUUCCUACCAUUCCUGCUACUUGCUUUCAUAGUGCUUACAUUCACUGUGAGUAUUCUGCAGGAAACUCCAUCAAUAAUUUAUACUCCUGUGAUACCA